UUUCGCCGAUACGGUCACAAUCAGCUUAAACAAUAAAGUAUAAAAGAAAAAGUGUAGCAAAUUGCCGUUAGUGGUUAAGAACUAUUCUAAAUGUGGGGAGCGGUGAUAAGCCAAAGUAGCCGUUGGGUCUGAGUGAAGCGUAAUAUUUGCAUAAACGAGAGCACUUAAACUAGGCGAAUGAUAAUUGCGUUGUUUUUCAAACAAAUUUAUUCACACUGCUUUGAAAGGCUUUCGGUCUAUAAAUAUCAAUGAGUGAUGGAAAAAGCAACGGCAUGCGACAACAGCGGUCAAGUCUAUCGCGCGACAACAUUACCCACCACCAACGACAACGAUGGCUUAGAUAAUAGUAGUAAAAAGCCGGCAGCAGCAACGUCACCGUCACAGGCGAAGCCAAAGAAAGUGCGUCGCGACAAAAGUGAUUUGGGUGAGAAUUUCAAAGCGCCAGAUGGCGGCUGGGCGUGGUUGGUGUGCAUCGCUGCCGGUUGUUCGAACCUGUCGAUCUAUCCAUGUCUGCAGCAGUUCGGUUUUAUAUUCCGCGAACGUUUAGGCGUUCUAGGUCUAACCAGUUCACAAAUCACAACAAUUAUUAAUACCAAUCCGGCUGUGUCGGCGUGUACAGGACUCUUAAAUGGACCAAUGUUUCGACGCUUCACCUUUCGCCAGGUUGCCUUAGCAGGUUCAUUUUUCAUCUUCGCUGGUCUAAUGUUAACAGCCUUUUGCGAAUCCUUUAUCGGCUACAUGAUAACUUAUGCGCUGCUCUUUGGCUUUGGUGUCGGCAUUAGCGUCUCCGCCUCGUCACUUGCCAUAAACACUUACUUCAAGAACAAAAGGCGUCGCGCAGCUGGCUUUUCGUGGACACUCACUGGCCUCGGGCCGAUUUUCUUGCCACACGUAGUCACACUAUUCGUCGCGUAUUAUGGCGUGCAAGGCACCGUGAUCAUAUUCGCCGCACUCUCUUUGCAUUCUAUGGUUUGUGCACUUAUCUAUCAGCCGGUGCGCCAUCAUGCACCGCCCCCCGAUGCCCCCGAAGCGGCGGGAGAUUCGGGCAUUGCGGCCGGCGAAGCGGAAUAUCUCUGUGAAUACUGUCAAAUACAAUGCAAACGUAACGGUAUCUUCUCCAGCCAAUACUUGUAUCAGGACGAUGACGAAGCUAUGCCUGGGUAUGAAAUAAUCGAGCCGGGCACGCCGAUGUUGUCACGCGCCAAUGACGGUUGGUUCGGUUCGAAGUUGUCGUUGGCCUCAAUGCAUAGAGCGGGUACACCACGCUUUCGUACCGUCUCCAGUUCGAAAGAUAUCGAGGGUAUAACACGACUCAAUCGUGUGAUAUCUGAGGAAGAACUGAAGACGGCCGAGGUUUACAAACCGAACAACUUCAAACGUGAACGCGACGAAGUGCUGAUGAAGCAGUCGGCAAGCAAUGGCAACUUUCGUGCGCCACCACAUCAUGGUGGCUUACAUGGCACGACGGCUCCAUUAUAUUGUACUUGUGCCGAGGAGCGUAUGCUGCUCGAAAAGGCGCAGCUUCGUUCAAGUCUUACCAAUAAAAGGCUGGAAACAACGGCGGAGGAAGACGAAGAUGCCGCAAUGUCUGUGAAGAGUUUCACCUUCUUACAGAAAGUGGUGGCUUUCUUUGAUCUGGAUUUGUUGCGUGAUUUCACGUUCGUCAAUCUGGUGAUGGGUUUGACGAUUAUCAAUUUCGGUGAAUUGAAUUUUUCCAUACUAACGCCAUUUAUACUAAAUGACUUCGGAUUUACCACCUCGCAAAUUACGUCGGCUAUGUCUGUGCUGGGUGGUUUGGAUAUUAUUGUGCGAUUCAUCGUGCCUUUCGUCACGGAGAAAAUACCGUGGGAUAAUCGUGUCUUCUUCCUAAUAGGCGUCGUUGGCAUUGCACUAGGUCGCACUGUCGUCGCCUGCACUCGCUCCUACACGGUCAUACUUUGCACCUUCGUUUGGAUUGGAAUGUGCAAAGGUGUGCGCACUAUUUUCUGGCCACUGAUCAUACCCGGUUGUGUGCCACUGAAACGUUUGCCAGCCGCUUCCGGUUUGCAAUUGCUCAUUUCCGGUCUGUUUACGUUUGCCUGUGGACCUUUUGUAGGUCUUAUACGCGAUCGUUUCAACUAUUCGAUCACCUUGCAUUUCCUGAACAUGAUGUCAUUUAUUGCUGCCAUCUCGUGGUCGCUUGAGGCGCUGGUGCGCCGUUAUCGCCGUCGUUGUCGCGAACGCAAACGAACUUGCGUCACAUGACUAUACGCCGUUAACGUAAUGUAAUGUUGCUUGAGUCUACGCUAGAUGCCGCUCUUGUGUCACAGACGCAAACCAGUACUUUUCCAACACAAAAGAGCUGUCAUCAUGCUUGUACAUAUGUAUGUAUAUAUGGACAUAAAUUGGAAUUGUGUGGGAGAAAUACUAUAUAUGUACAUAUGUAUAUACUUAAUUUAUAAGCCUAAUGAUUUUCAUAUUCAUAUUUCCUAUAAUAUGUAAUAUAACAAUUAACAUAUGUAAAUACCACAUACUAUAUACAUAUGUAUGUAUAUCCACUUAUCUUCAGAUCAGCAUAAUUAAGCCAUAAGAACUACAUUUAAGGUAGAAAACGUCUAGUUGUCAACAAAACUUAAUUUUACA
Molecule: messenger RNA, 2622 nt
Organism: Bactrocera tryoni
Lineage: Eukaryota; Metazoa; Arthropoda; Insecta; Diptera; Tephritidae
Exons: 8
Coding region: 256-2244 (662 amino acids)
Biological process (GO): transmembrane transport; monocarboxylic acid transport
Molecular function (GO): monocarboxylic acid transmembrane transporter activity
Source: RefSeq, a predicted model, not a curated record